AUGUCUUUCGGCUUCGGCGUUGGUGACUUCAUUGCCGUUGGGGAGCUAUGCUGGAAGAUCUACACCCGAGUAUACAAGGCGUCACGCGAUGCACCAGAGGAGCUUCGGGCUUUAAUCCAAGAACUGGGAAAUCUUUCAAACACAGUGAAAUUGCUCAAUGUGGAAUUGAGAGAUCACGAAGAGUGGUUAAAGCGGGCGAGAGAGAGACGACUCGAAUACAUCUGCAAAGUCAUGAGUCAAGCCAAUGAGACGCUUCAGAAAAUGGAUCGACUUGCAGACAAAUAUGCGGAACUCGGCACGGGAGAUGGUUUGGAGGGUUCCAAGCGUUCAGUUCGAAUCUAUUGGAACCGAGUCAAGUACGCAUUGGAGGUGUCUAGCAUCAACGAGCUUCGUGCGAAGUUCAUGUCUCACAAUUUCCACUUAACACUUCUUCUGCAAGGUGCUCAAAAUUCAUCUUUGGAACGGAUUGAGAAACAACAAUCAAAAACGGACAUGAAGCUGGACGAGCUUCGGAACCUCAUGAUAGGCGACCGCAGUUCGCGCGAGAAUCCUCUUCUGAACGGUCCGUUAGAGGAGGAAGUUCGAGCAGAGCUUAGCGCAGCAUUCUUGCGAAGUGCAGAGACUGGUAAUAGGCCUUGGGCCUCUAUUGGGAUAGACGACUGGCUACAAGCCGGUAAAUGGUGGUUGUUAAAGGCUCGUUCACAGAUGAAUCAUCUAGCUCAGGGGUUGGCAGUUGAAGCUGAGGCCUAUAUCAACCUUUUCAAGGCAUGUUGGAUACUGAUCGAUAUUGUCUCUAUACAUCCACAACGCAUGCACUUAGGUGCAUCUAACGACAGACGAAAUGAAGACAUCCGAAAACUCAGUCAGACCGCAAGAAAAAGCUUGGAAAGCUUCCCUCGUUUCGAUUUUCAACUCCACGAUAUCGAGGGCUAUACCAUGAAUAUAUGGCUUCAAGAAGCAACCUCGGGCAUAAUUGCCUCUCGCUAUCAGCCCAACUUAAUUGGCAGUAAUCAUAGUUGGCAAACCUCAAACGGAGAAAUCUUGUUUCAGUGUUUCGUGGAGAUUUGUAACACGACCAAGAGCACCAAAAACCUCCCUGACGAAUGUUUUCUUACGAUAGAGGUACCUCAUGAAGGCAUUUUUCUCAACUUCACUCUCCAAAACUUCGCCGGCCAAAUCGUCUCUGAGCUACAGGUUAAGCCUGCUGAUGAGUAUUUUGACUUUCAAUCACUUUAUUUCGAGCCAUGGGUAGAGUUUGAGGGUUCAGAAAAGAAAAGCCUAGUCCGACUCCUGAAUGACCAAGACUCCAAUGCCUUGGAGGCAAUUCUUUGGGGGUUCCGGCUAUUUGGUUCAGCAUUUCACCCCAUAUCAUUGAGCGUAUCGAUGGUUCAUUCUGUUUCUGUGUUAGCCAAUUGGCCGAGUCGAAAUUGGCGCUCUCUGCUGCUUCCAGGCUAUGACAUUGGCUGCACAUCCCAAUCCGAUUCGCCUACGUUACUUUUAAGGACAAUCAUUCUCGAUCUAGCGGAGAAAGGCUGCGAGAAAAACAUCUCAGGCUCGAAGUUUCUCGCUCAAGAUCUGAGCGUCGAAUUACCACCGGGUUACCGCGAUUGGAAGGUUAUCUGCUGGCACUGUGAGAAAUUCGAGGACAUCAAGCCGCUAUUCAAAAAGUUCCAUGUUCGAAAUGAUGUACACCACUACUUGAUUCAGACCGCAUUUCUUCGACUUAACCGUAGUCUUUUGAGCCAGUUGGCGUGUUACAUGAACUACGGAGAUGCAUGGCGCCCUGAUGAUGUACUCAUUAUGGUCGAGGCUGCCCUGAGCUCAGAGGAUGCUGGAUAUCUUCUAUGGGUCUUGGACAAUGUUGCUUCUAGUGUGAUUUCUCGGCAUCGGAUUGCUAUCCUCCGUUUUGAAGGCUUCUUACAACUGAUCGAAGACUGUGGCGGCUCUUUCAGCAGUAGGGCAGCUGAAGAUGUGGAUUUCACGGAUUUCUAUCCCACUUUUGUGUCCGGUUGCAGUCACUUGAUAGAGCGCAAAUGUUCCAACUCUCUGAGCCUCUAUCUCAGUUCCUUUGAGAGACUUGGCAUUAAUUUCCAUGGUGUCCGAGGCCAUGAAACCACCGAUUCCUCUCAAUUGGCGAUUCUUCCGGCACUAGUCUCUCCAGAUCCAUCAUUUCUUCGCAUUCUACUGGAACGAGAUGUCGCAGUGGUAGAUAUGGAACCUUUCGUUGUGGAGUACAACUCAUGGAAUGUGGCGAAGUGUCCACCGCGGCUAGAGUUGAGGGAGUUAGUUCAAUAUCCUUCCUUAUCAAUGCCACAUUGGCCCCUCUACUGCGCAGUUAUGCUUGUUUGCGAUACGGAAUUCCUUCACCUACUGUGUCAACAUGGGGCAUCGUUGCAACAAAAGCGCGAGGGUACGCAAGAUCAGAAGACUGAGACACAAGGGAUAACUCAUCACCUUUCAAGCCUAUCAAGUGUGUCAGAUGCUCGACUGGAGUACAUGGAGGCCCUCAUGAUUUGCCAUGUACUUAUUUGUGUCGGCACCCUGGGUAGGCACUUCCCUUCAAGACCUGCGAACUAUUUCAGAGCAGUCGAUGAGAUGACGGACUAUGAAGAGACUUGGAGUUGUAUGGAGCGCCUUUUGUAUCGCGAUAGCUUCUUCUCUGACUGUUUAUGUCCAUGUGGCUAUGCCUUUCAAGGUGACUGGAAAAGGCGGCCUGACACACGCUCAAAGAUGAUGUCUAGAUACUCUGAGUUCCCACAACAUUAUUCUAAACACCUUCGGACACAGGCAACCUGGGACACAUGGCGUCGCGAUGCCUUAGAGAUUCUGAACAUGUAA
Molecule: messenger RNA, 2838 nt
Organism: Fusarium fujikuroi IMI 58289
Lineage: Eukaryota; Fungi; Ascomycota; Sordariomycetes; Hypocreales; Nectriaceae
Exons: 9
Coding region: 1-2838 (945 amino acids)
Source: RefSeq, a predicted model, not a curated record